Nerophis lumbriciformis (worm pipefish) is the source of this 2931-nucleotide messenger RNA. The record is from RefSeq and is a predicted model, not a curated record. NCBI's taxonomy places the organism in Eukaryota, Metazoa, Chordata, Actinopteri, Syngnathiformes, Syngnathidae.
AUGGGGUCAACCAUUUUGGAACACCCUGCCUCCGCUGCACCGUGGGCAGCGCACACACAUGAUCACAUGACUCUGGACAUGGACGCGGUCCUGUCAGACUUUGUUCGGUCCACGGGGGCAGAACCGGGUCUGGCAAGAGACCUGCUGGAAGGUAAAAACUGGGACCUUAGUGCUGCUCUGAAUGAUUAUGAAGAGCUCAGACAGGUCCACACUGCCAACCUGCCGCAGGUCUUCAACGAGGGCCGCUACAACAAACAGCCAGAGGCACGUGACACACCAACCCAUGUCAGCAAGAUCGACAGGUCGUGUGCACAAAAGCAGGAGGACAAUGGACAAGAGAAGCGCUUGUCCCGUGGAAUCUCACACGCCAGCUCCGCCAUUGUCUCCCUUGCGCGGCUACAAGUGGCUAACGAGUGUACCAACGAGCAGUUCCCACUUGAAAUGCCCAUCUACACAUUCCAGCUGCCAGACCUCAGCGUGUACAGUGAAGACUUCAGAAGUUUCAUUGAGAGAGACUUGAUAGAGCAGUCCACCAUGAUGGCUCUGGAGCAAGCCGGUCGUCUGAACUGGUGGUCCACCAUGUGCACCAGCUGCAAGAAGCUGCUUCCUCUGGCCACCACUGGUGAUGGGAACUGCCUCCUCCAUGCUGCUUCUUUAGGGAUGUGGGGCUUCCAUGAUAGAGACCUGAUGCUGAGAAAGUCCCUGUACACCAUGAUGAAGAACGGAGCAGAGAGAGAUGCCCUAAAGAGGAGAUGGAGGUGGCAGCAAACCCAACAGAACAAAGAGUCUGGCCUGGUGUACACUGAGGAGGAGUGGGAGCGGGAGUGGAAUGAGCUGCUCAAGUUGGCCUCCAGUGAGCCUCGCACUCACCUCAGCAAAAACGGCAACACGAGCGGAGGGGUGGAUAACUCGGAAGAUCCGGUCUAUGAGAGCCUGGAGGAGUUCCAUGUGUUUGUGCUGGCCCACGUGCUCCGCAGGCCAAUUGUCGUAGUGGCUGACACGAUGCUCAGAGACUCAGGAGGUGAAGCGUUUGCGCCAAUCCCAUUUGGAGGUCUCUACUUGCCCCUAGAGGUGCCUCCGAGUCGAUGUCACUGCUCCCCACUGGUGUUGGCUUAUGAUCAGGCGCAUUUCUCCGCACUGGUGUCCAUGGAGCAGAGGGACCAGCAGCGAGAACAAGCUGUAAUCCCUCUGACCGACUCAGAGCACAAGUUGCUGGCCAUCCAUUUCGCCGUGGACCCUGGCAGGGACUGGGAGUGGGGCAGAGAUGACAAUGAUAACACCAAGCUAGCCAACCUCAUCUUGUCACUGGAGGCCAAACUGAACCUGUUGCACAACUACAUGAAUGUAACAUGGAUCCGAAUUCCAUCUGAAACAAGGGCUCCCCUGGCUCAGCCUGAGUCACCGACCGCAUCCGCAGGUGAGGACGUGCAGUCCCUGGCUGAGUCCAUAGACUCUGACCGCGAGUCUGUUGGCAGCAACUCCAAUGUCAACACGGGCAAGAUUGGAAAGGACAAAGACAAAGAGAAGCAGCAGCAUCGAAAAGACAAAGACAAGAGCCGGGCCGAUUCUGUAGCCAACAAGCUUGGUAGCUUCAGUAAAACUCUCGGAAUCAAGCUAAAGAAGAACAUGGGGGGCUUGGGUGGCCUGGUGCACGGCAAAAUGAACAAGUCCAACUCCGGCUCAGGUCGAAAUGGGGAGAAUGGAGCAGAAAAGAUGAAAAAGAAAGACUCUAAGAUAACCAAAGGAAAUAAAGAUGAGUCAGGACACUCGGCCAGCUCCACGUCCUCUGAAAAGGCCACGAGCCCCUCCCCUACAGAUAGAGGCAAAGCCUCCAGUUCGUCCCCCACCGACAGAACUGACAGCGCAGGAAAGGGCUCGGGUGACAAGAGCCUCGAAAAUUGGAAAUACAGUACGGACGUUAAGCUCAGCCUCAAUAUCCUCCGGGCCGCCAUGCAGGGCGAGCGCAAGUUCAUCUUUGCGGGUCUACUCCUCACCAGCCACCGACAUCAGUUCCACGAGGAGAUGAUCAGCUACUACCUGAGCAAUGCCCAGGAACGCUUCAGCCAGGAGCAGGAGCAGAAGAGGAAAGAGGCUGAGAAGAAACCCCCGGUCCCCAGUGAGGUGGCUGCCAAGAAACCAGAAAACGAGAGCGUCUUCCAAAGGGAGAGGUCGGACAGCUCGCCCCUGGAGAGCUGCUCUCCCAUUCCGCCCCGCCACACCUACACCCCGCAACCCCCCGCGGCUCUCAAGGUGAAAGGCAGAAACAGCCCCGUCCCCACAGCCCCUCACGUCUCGUUCCCAGUCCCUCCGCUAACGCCACCUGCAGUCGUCCACCACGUGACCCACUUUACCCCUGCGCCUUACUCCUCCCCCAGUUUUGGUGCUAAAAGACUUGGACCUGUUCCCGUGUCCGCCCACUACAGCCAUACCCCUCCCAUCCAGAGGCACAGCGUGAUUCACCUACAAGAUGUCAACAUGCAGUCCUCCGUCUUACCAGACCCCUACAAGCCCUUGGUGGGCAGCCUCAAGACGUGCGCCACCUACCCACAGCAGAACCGCACGCUGUCCUCACAGAGCUACAGCCCCGCUCGCUUGUCGGGUGUGCGCACCGCCAACACCCUGGAAACGCUGGCGUACAACAUGCCCGGGGACCACAAGUCCCACACGUACACCAACGGAUUUAACGCGGGAGACAUUCAAGACUGCCUGGAGUUCGCCGACGAGGACAACUCGUCUCACACCUGGCUCAACCAAGACAAAACCAAAGGGCGGAGCUCUGGAAGCCCUCUGUACUGCUUUCAGCAGCGCCGCUGCAAGAGGGACAACUGCUCCUUCUACGGCAGGCCCGAAACGGACCACUACUGUUCCUACUGCUACAGGGAGGAGCUCAAGCGCAGGGAGAGGGAGAGCAAAGUGCAAAGGCCCGCAUAG